AUGAGUGGUAAACUUUCUCAAUCUUCCCUCUCCUCAGACACGCUUCGGGCUUUAGGCCUGUUGGAGGACUACUGUUCCAAACUGCAGAAACCAGAGGAACAACAGCUAAAAACUGCCAUUUUACGAGUGAUGGGAAUCUUCAAAAGUAGUCUGUUUCAAGCACUCAUUGAUAUCCAAGAGUUUUAUGAAGUAACACUGUUGAACACCCAGAAGAGCUGUGAGCAGAAUGGGUGUAAAUCUAUGCUAGAUGUUUAUAGUGAUUUCUCUUCGCUGCAAUCGAUCAAAGUUAGCAGUCGUAGUGCACCACAGAAGAUCGAGAACGUGCACGGCUAUGUCUCCCACUCCCACAUCUCACCGCUUAAGGCAAGCCCUGCCCCAAUUAUAGUCAACACGGAGACUUUGGAAACUGUACCUUACGUCAAUGGAACUGAAAUUGAAUAUGAAUUUGAAGAAAUAACGCUAGAGCGGGGAAACUCAGGGUUGGGCUUCAGCAUUGCCGGCGGCACAGAUAACCCCCACAUUGGGGACGACCCCGGGAUCUUCAUCACCAAGAUCAUACCAGGGGGCGCCGCGGCUGAGGAUGGGCGACUCAGAGUGAACGACUGUAUCCUGCGUGUGAACGAUGCGGAUGUGUCGGAGGUGUCACACAGUAAAGCCGUGGAGGCACUGAAGGUGGCAGGCUCCAUCGUACGGCUCUAUGUCCGCAGAAGGAGACCCAUGCUUGAGACAGUCAUGGAGAUCAAACUCAUCAAAGGACCAAAAGGGCUGGGUUUUAGCAUCGCUGGUGGAGUUGGUAACCAGCACAUCCCGGGAGACAAUAGCAUCUACGUCACCAAAAUCAUUGAGGGUGGAGCAGCUCAGAAGGACGGAAGGUUGCAGGUUGGGGACAGGCUGCUCAUGGUAAACAACUACACGUUGGAGGAAGUCACUCACGAGGAAGCUGUAGCCAUAUUGAAGAAUACUUCUGAUGUAGUCUAUCUAAAGGUGGGGAAGCCUACCAGUGUUUACCUUUCGGAUCCCUAUGGUCCUCCAGAUAUCACACAUUCAUUCUCUCCAGCGAUGGAAAAUCAUAUCUCUUCACCUGGCAACAACGGUACUCUAGAUUACAAGUCCAGUCUUCCCCCCAUUUCCCCUGGAAGGUACUCCCCCAUCCCCAAACACUUGCUCGGGGAAGAGGACAUUAACAGGGAGCCCAGGAAGAUCGUGCUGCACAAGGGCUCCACGGGCCUGGGCUUUAACAUCGUGGGAGGAGAGGAUGGAGAGGGCAUCUUCGUCUCCUUCAUCCUGGCGGGAGGUCCAGCCGACCUCAGCGGAGAGCUACGGCGAGGAGACCAGAUCCUCUCUGUUAAUGGUAUCGACCUGCGAGGUGCCACUCAUGAGCAGGCGGCGGCAGCGUUGAAAGGGGCGGGCCAGACUGUGACCAUCAUCGCCCAAUACCGACCAGAGGAGUACGGUCGCUUUGAGGCCAAAAUUCAUGACUUGCGCGAGCAGAUGAUGAACCACAGCAUGAGCUCUGGAUCCGGAUCCCUCCGAACCAAUCAGAAGCGUUCCCUUUACGUCAGGGCUUUGUUUGACUAUGAGAAAGCUAAGGACAGUGGGCUUCCCAGUCAAGGCCUGAGUUUCCGUUAUGGGGACAUCCUGCAUGUCAUCAACGCCUCAGACGAUGAGUGGUGGCAGGCCAGGAGAGUCACCCCGGAGGGGGACAGUGAGGAGAUGGGGGUCAUCCCCAGCAAGAGGAGGGUUGAGAGAAAGGAACGGGCACGUCUAAAGACGGUCAAGUUCAACGCCAAGCCAGGUUCUAUCGACUCCAAAGGGUCAUUCAAUGACAAGCGUAAAAAGAACUUCAUCUUUUCACGAAAGUUCCCAUUCUACAAGAACAAGGAGCUGGGUGAGCAAGAUGGCAGUGACUCAGAACAGGGCUUAUAUUCUGACUUCUCAGACAGCAGCAGUACAUAUUCUUGGAGUCAAGAGGAUCUGAUUCUUUCCUAUGAGCCUGUCAUCCGUCAGGAGAUUAACUAUGCCAGACCGGUUAUAAUCCUCGGACCAAUGAAGGACAGAAUCAACGAUGAUCUCAUCUCUGAAUUCCCAGACAAGUUUGGCUCAUGCGUGCCACACACCACCAGACCAAAGCGGGAUUAUGAAGUAGAUGGUCGAGACUACCAUUUUGUCACUUCUCGUGAGCAAAUGGAGAAGGACAUCCAAGAGCACAAAUUCAUCGAAGCUGGCCAGUACAACGACAAUCUAUACGGGACCAGCGUCCAGUCAGUCAAAUAUGUAGCCGAACGAGGCAAGCACUGCAUACUUGAUGUAUCUGGGAAUGCCAUUAAACGACUACAAGUAGCACAACUCUAUCCCAUUGCCAUCUUUAUAAAGCCCAGAUCCAUUGAAUCAUUAAUGGAGAUGAAUAAGAGGUUGACAGAGGAACAGGCGAAGAAAACGUACGACCGUGCCGUAAAGCUGGAGCAGGAGUUUGGCGAAUACUUCACAGCUCUUGUUCAAGGAGACACGUUAGAGGACAUUUAUAACCAGUGCAAGAUGGUGAUCGAGGAACAGUCCGGGCCAUACAUCUGGAUUCCCUCCAAGGAGAAAUUAUAA
Chanos chanos (milkfish) is the source of this 2595-nucleotide messenger RNA. It is a transcript of the gene dlg2, whose product is annotated as discs, large homolog 2 (Drosophila). Gene Ontology annotation, biological process: receptor localization to synapse; regulation of postsynaptic membrane neurotransmitter receptor levels; cell-cell adhesion. Gene Ontology annotation, cellular component: basolateral plasma membrane; neuron projection; postsynaptic density membrane. The transcript has 26 exons. Bases 1 to 2595 code for a protein of 864 amino acids. Gene Ontology annotation, molecular function: ionotropic glutamate receptor binding; protein kinase binding. The record is from RefSeq and is a predicted model, not a curated record. NCBI's taxonomy places the organism in Eukaryota, Metazoa, Chordata, Actinopteri, Gonorynchiformes, Chanidae.